UCUGAAUAACAAACUAAAGAGAAGACAUUGUGUGCAUCUCAGAGUAACUACAACCCUGAGGGCUUAUGCAUGCUCUUCAUUUAGCUAAAACUAACACUACUUUGGAUUAUUUGCCAUAUUUGUCCUUCGUAUUGCUUUAUAUUAAGGGACUGACUUCAAAGUGGACUCACCCUUUACAGUAUGCGUCGUAGAGACUGGUUGCCAUGGCCCGGUGAGGCUCAGAGACGAGAAGAGAAGAGGACCGAGGCCAAACUGGCUGAGGGUCUGCAGAGACUCGACCAGGCUAAACAUUACCACAUCAACACACUGACCAGAGAACAGCGCAGACUACACAGAGACCUCAUCUCCAUCAAAACAGGUAAUCCCUGGAAAAGAGGACUCCACAGUUUAGGGCUACGACCCUCCAAUCAUGAUGUUGGGCGCCCUGCUGCAUCCUACAAGAGGACCCUAUUACCCAGCAUCCCACUGGCAGGCAAAGAGGCAGACAGGUCCUCUUCUCUGCAGGCUCGUGUUCAGGAGUUUAUCAGCAGUGGGGAGAAAAGUACAGAACACUCCUCUGAGACUCUCUGCCUACCGGACCUAAAGCGGCAGCCAGUCACAUCUCUAACUGCUACAUGUACAAAUACAGAAAGAGAGGAGAGCAAGGAGAGACAGAUGGAUAGAGAACAGGACAAGAGAGAGGGAGGCACACAUGGAGGUAGUGAGGGACAGAGAGAAAGACAGCCAGAAAGAGAGAGAAUGGAUGCUGUUAAGGGAACGAGAGAAAGAUAAUGAAAGAGGAGAUGAGAUAAAUGGGAAUAGGUGUCCAUCCUCUGCUGUUUUAUUCCCUUCUGAGAUGUUAGCUCCUGAUGGACAUUUAAGAACAGUUCACACAUUACCAAACUUUGCACAGGCCCUGGCCGAAGCAAGAAAAGCAAGAUAC
Molecule: messenger RNA, 922 nt
Organism: Megalobrama amblycephala (Wuchang bream)
Lineage: Eukaryota; Metazoa; Chordata; Actinopteri; Cypriniformes; Xenocyprididae
Exons: 5
Coding region: 181-771 (196 amino acids)
Source: RefSeq, a predicted model, not a curated record